This is a messenger RNA of Ipomoea triloba (trilobed morning glory), 2028 nucleotides long. RefSeq lists its product as uncharacterized. The record is from RefSeq and is a predicted model, not a curated record. Bases 908 to 1741 code for a protein of 277 amino acids. The transcript is spliced from 3 exons. NCBI's taxonomy places the organism in Eukaryota, Viridiplantae, Streptophyta, Magnoliopsida, Solanales, Convolvulaceae.
GUGCCCUAUUUAAAAGCUACAGUGUUUCCUUCAUUUCCCUCAAUCCCUCCCGUGUUCUCCUUCCUCUGCCUGAGUAGAAGAACCACAAGACAACUUAGGAAUACAAGCCUUGGCAGUGGUGGAGAAGGAGUCAAACUUGAGGAUUGAGGGGGGGAUUCUUGCUUUUUGAGGCUAGCUUUGAGGUCAGGAGUGACGUUUGCCUCGAGAGCGCAACUUAGUGUUUGAUUCUCCAAUUGUUAUUUUGUCUGGAUAGAUUAGAUCCAUGAGUUUAGAUGUGAUCCCUCAAGACACUUAGAUUAUUAUAUUAUUACUAUUUUUGAGGUGGUUGUAAACCUAUUUACUGUAGACAUUUGCUACCUUUCUUCUCAGUAGCUAAUACUUGAGUUUUGUAUCAUGCUCUAGACAAGUUGGGCUUGUAGAGCUAUGUUUUGGAACAUAUUAACUUUAAGUGUAAGCCUUGCACUUAUCUGUGAGUUGAUAGGUGUGGCGGUAACACUCCCUACUUAUAGGAAGUUGAAUCUUAGCUUAGUUGAAUGGAACUUUAUGAAUAUUAUAUCGUUUAAGUGCAUAAUUUCCAUAAGUUUGGUGAUGGUUUUUGGGGGUGUUACAGCCGGGGUCAAGGUCAUUAAGACACUUGACACCCAUCCAACUUACGACAGUGGAUAACUAUAAAGGGAAGCAGCUUUCCGUUGGCCGUCAUUUCGACGACAACAUUUUAAGAGAAUUCGGUUGUUUGGACGAAGUAAACGGGCUUCUCAGGCACCCACAGCUCCGCUAUCUAUUUGAGUGGAGAGGACCCACCUAUGCGCCUGUUACUUAUGAAUUCUUGGCGACCUUGGAAAUUCGAAAGGAGGUCAACAAUGCAAGAGAAUCCAUUUCGUUCACUCUAUUCGGCAACCACUACAGUAUGUUUGUCAACACUUUGGGUGUUACGCUCGGAUUCCAUGAUGCCAUGAGCGUGUCCAUGCCAUAUUUCAGAGACUUUAAGGAGGAUUUUGAUUCAGACGCAGUUGCUAGGCAAUAUUGGAGAAGCAUCACCAACAAUGCCCCAUACAACUCUUCAAACUUAAAGGCAAACCUCAUCACCCGCAAUGCUCUAAAGGCUAUCAGAUUAGCCUUUGUUAUAAAUCUCUCCGGCAGAACUGCAAAUCGCAACAAGGUAUACAAGCAGGAUUUGUUUUACAUGUGGUGUAUGGAGAAUGAGGUUGGCAUCAACAUGGGCGUUCAAGCUAGAAAGUGGCUCCAGACCCAGCAAAAGCCUAAGGUUCAGACUGUGUUUAUCGGUCCUUUCGUUACUAGACUGUGCUUCGGGUUGGGCCUAUUGGACCGGUUGAUGGGAGAAAGAGUUGAAGGUUGCACAAUUUCUUUCUCCGUGGGUGAGUUCUUUGCCGCAGAAUUAAAGCUUGGAGAUAAUGAUGCACCUGAUCUAGAAGCUUCUGAUGAUGAUGAUGAGGACGAGGAAGAGAAUGAGGAGGAAGAUGCUGCACAGGAGCAAGGCCCUAUUCCAAUGGAUUGGGACACGACGCAGAACUUUCAUAGGCAUCUCCAUGAUGAACAGAUGAACUACUGGCGUGAGCAGCAUACAUGGCAAGAAGGCCACUUCACAUCCAUCUCCGCGAGACAGGAUGUCCACACCGAAGACCUUAACCGCAUGAGAAGGGCGGUGGAGGAAAAUGAUAGGAGAAUUGCUGCGCUCGAAGCUAGAUUUGAUAGGCAAUUCCAGCCCUUCUGUGAUGACUGAUGCCUUCCUGACCUAUUGACAUUUGAUACUGAGUUCCUUGACAGUGGUUACUAUGGUUGAUAGCCCCAUCUGAACAUUAAGAUCCCUACGCGCGGGGUUCCGACUUUUAUUUCAUUUAUUUCUUUACUUUGCUUUACUUAUCUUUAUUGCUUUAUAUUAUUUACUUUGCAACUGCUUUACUUAUCGCAUUUCUAUUCGAAUAAUUCUGCUUAAUUACAUGCAUUAUUAUCUAUGUUUCCGCUUUUAUAUUUCUAUCAGCUUAUAAUAAUUAAAUAGUACUCCGAAAA